This is a messenger RNA of Kwoniella botswanensis, 657 nucleotides long. RefSeq lists its product as uncharacterized. The record is from RefSeq and is a predicted model, not a curated record. Bases 1 to 657 code for a protein of 218 amino acids. The transcript is spliced from 5 exons. Lineage: Eukaryota; Fungi; Basidiomycota; Tremellomycetes; Tremellales; Cryptococcaceae.
AUGUUCUUAGAGAAAGACAAAUCCGCAGCUACCUCAGAUAAUAUCACGGUGAACGUUACUGAGAUCACCGAGAUCCCCAGUACGUUCGAAGAGUUGAAGGAUCUCAAUUGGGCUCAGAUUACCAAAUACAUGGAAACCAAUCCGAAACCUAAAGCAUAUAGGGCUUUGAGAAAUGAGAUUGCAACAGAGGUAGACAAAGUAAUGACAAGUCGACAUGGUCAUUCUUACGGGGGAACAUACCAUAUAGCCGAGAGUGAGAAAGAUACGCUCAUAUCCGCCUGGACAGAGGCACUGGUGGGACAUUCCGAAGAAGAUAUGACCGCUAUGCAGAAAUGUCUUUCCACGAAGUCCAUCUGGCCAGAGCUCAAAGGUCCCACGAGAAAACAUUACAAAGAUCAAGUUGAUAGUAUGAUCAAGUCUAUGAAGUCAGGACAAGUACCAGUCCCCCAAACGGCUGUUUUCAAUUACAAUCCUGACGAAAAGGGUUUCGUAGUGAACACCCAAGUGACUGGGUAUGGAAGUAUGGAACAAAUCGCCAAACAUAUACUGGAUCAUCAGAAGAUCUGGGCCGAAUCUGCCGAAGAUGUGGCUGGUUGGGACUUCUCAGAAGCUCUUGCUGUACCAGUGGUGACAAAUAAGGGUCUGACGCCUCAGUAA